This is a messenger RNA of Musa acuminata subsp. malaccensis (wild Malaysian banana), 1020 nucleotides long. RefSeq names its product ethylene-responsive transcription factor ERF039-like. Gene Ontology annotation, biological process: regulation of DNA-templated transcription. NCBI's taxonomy places the organism in Eukaryota, Viridiplantae, Streptophyta, Magnoliopsida, Zingiberales, Musaceae. The record is from RefSeq and is a predicted model, not a curated record. Gene Ontology annotation, molecular function: DNA binding; DNA-binding transcription factor activity.
AUCAAUCAGCUUCGAUUGAGUGACAUCACAAAUGCAUGCUUUUGUGCAUGGGACCUUCCCGUCGGAUUCAUCGAUCUGUGGCCAGUACAGCACUGAUCGUGCAUAAAACCCCAUCACGUUACCACCGUCUCCGUGCCUUCACUUCCCGCUUCUCAUCUUCAUCAUGAAAGCCGCAGGAGCUAAUAAUCCCUGCUCUGCUUCUUCUUCUUCUUCUUCCUUCUCCUCCUCCUCUCGCUGCUGCUCUUCGUCGUCCACCGGCUUUUCCUCCACCAUCAAGAGAGAAGCUGAGGCAAUUGGUGGCAAGGAGAAGAAGGAGCAAGGCAGCGGCGGCAAGCACUCAUCUUACCGCGGCGUUCGGAUGCGUGCCUGGGGUAAAUGGGUGUCGGAGAUCCGUGAGCCGAAGAAGAACUCGAGGAUCUGGCUCGGAACGUUCCCCACCGCUGAGAUGGCCGCCCGGGCGCACGACGUGGCGGCGCUGGCCAUCAAGGGGCGGUCUGCGUACCUCAACUUCCCCGAACUGGCUUCCCAGCUGCCGCGCCCGGCGUCGUCAACGCCCAAGGACAUCCAAGCGGCGGCGGCGCUGGCUGCCGCCACCGCGGCCGGCGACCACAGCUCGAAGACCGAGACCUUAUCGUCGCAUUCGCCUGCUGCUACGCCGACGCCCAGCGACGACGGCGCGCUCUUCGACCUGCCUGAUCUCUUGCUCGAUCUGAGAGAGGACUUCUGCUACUUCGCGUCAUGGGAGGCUUCGAUAGCGGAGGAUGGCUUCGAGCUUAAGUUCGAGGAGCCAUUCUUGUGGGAAUAGCUCACUUCUCGAGUUAUACUGAAGACCUAGCCUUCUGUUGUUCCAUUAAGGGUCUCAAUGGACAUCUCAAACACAGCUCAAUAAGAACAAUACAAGCGAGUGUGAUGUAGGCAUCGAAUUCUGAUGUUUGAGAUACGAAAUGGAAUCCACGUAGGUGGAUUUUACUACCUCUGUUUCUUUGCUGCACAUGGAAAGAUUUGCUUCUCUCUUUGGAU